CCAACGCCACAAAAUGCCAACUUUGCCGAAUUUCCUUGGCAAGCGAUGAUUUUGCGCGAAUCUACGAAAUCUUUACUUUGUGGCGGAAUUAUCAUCAAAAAGAAUUUCGUAUUGACAGCGGGCGAUUGUGUAGCUGGACAUAAAACGAUUGAUAUUCUCACAAAGGGAGGCGAAUGGAAAUUAGGCAGUGAUGAGGAAGGCAAGGACUACCAAAUUGUGCGUCUCAAGUCGUUAUCGUUGCAUCCAGACUUUAAUUUCACACAAAAAGCGCACAAUUUAGCCAUUUUACAUUUGGAACGGGAUUACAAAUUUGAUGAACAUAUUCAGCAAUUGUGCCUGGAUGAGACCGAACAACCACCAACAGCGAAUGAUUAUUGCGUCGUUACUGGAUGGGGACAAGAAGCAUUAAAAGUUCACAAAAAGAAUGCCAUUGAAUAUUGGACCAACGUCACCAUGUUACAAGAAGCUAAUUGCACUUCAACCGCUGGAGCUCGUAAUUUCAAUGGGGAUGUUUCCCUUUGUGGAGUUGCUGAUGAAAAUGCAUGCAAUUUUGAUUUUGGUAGUGCUCUUGCUUGUCAAACAAAGAAAGGUUCGCAAGAGUUCGUUUUGAAGGGCAUUUAUACGCAUAACACUGGAUGCUUUAACAAGACAAAACAUGGACAUAAAAAACCAACUCUUGUCUUUUCAAAACCAGAUCUCGAAUGGAUCAAACAUGUCACGAAGCCGAAGAAAAAUGGAAAUUAA
Molecule: messenger RNA, 744 nt
Organism: Culicoides brevitarsis
Lineage: Eukaryota; Metazoa; Arthropoda; Insecta; Diptera; Ceratopogonidae
Product: inactive serine protease scarface-like
Exons: 2
Coding region: 46-744 (232 amino acids)
Biological process (GO): proteolysis
Molecular function (GO): serine-type endopeptidase activity
Source: RefSeq, a predicted model, not a curated record